AUGGAGCAAGCAGAUACUCAAAUAAUGUCGAAUACCGAAAAGGCAUCGGAAGUGGUGUCCGAUCUGGUGCAAGCACAGCAAGGUACGGCAGAAACGAACUCACACCAAGACAAUGCGGACCAAGUGGAUGAUGUCAUUGAUGAAAAUACUCGUUUGACCAUUGGUAAAGAGUCACCACUUUCGGAAAUCGCAACUUCGCCAACUCCGUUUGAAUUGGGUUUGCCAGAAUCAGAUUUGGAUUUGAACUCGGCUUUUUUGAAUAAUAAGAAUGUCGAGGCCAACCCCACUGAGGCCAACAGUGGAAACAAAGAUAUCAUAAACGAACAAAAUGGCCUGAAUGGGGAAAAGAAGACGUCAUGGGGUACAUUGCAAGAAGAAUCAUCGCAAAAAAAUAACGGUGAUAAUUUCCACUUGAGUAAUAUUUCCCGUCAAAGAAAAGACAGCUAUGAAAGUUCCGAACUAAGCGACUUGGGUGAUGAUGAGUCUGAGGCAGAAACUGACAAAAUGGAUUUCUUGGAUGACCGAGACGGAGAAAGCCUAACUAAGCCAACCGACUUGCAAACGUUGUCGGAAUUGACAGAGUUGGCAAGAAUGGAGGAAAUUGACGGAGAAUCGGAUGAAGAGCUUACAAAGAUUUCAGAAGUGCCAAACAAUAAGAGCUAUGCUAAUGAUAAAGCUCAAAAGGGUGAAGACAAUAGUGUGUCAAUCACUCGUAAGCGAACGGCAACCCCUUCAAAUGAGGUAUCUGAUUCUAAGAAUGUAAAGAAAAUAAAAACAGAGUCAGGAUCAUAUGAAGGUGACAUUGAGAAAGACACAGAGGAAACUCCAAAAGAGGAUGGUGAGGGUGUACAUGACGACAUAUCGGGUCAUGCCAAACAGAACAACAAGGACCAGCUGGGCACAGAUCACAGCGACGGUACAAGUGGACAAGCGGAAGCAGUCAAAAUAAUCCAAGAAGAUGAAGAUAACGAAGCAGAAGCAGAAGAUGAAGGUGAAGGUGAAGGUGAAGGUGAAGGCGAAGGUGUUGAUGUUGAUGUUGAUGUUGAUGAAGACGUAAGGAAUUGGACUUCAAAACGAAAACAAGAUCACAAGAAUAACAAUACUGAAGGCGAUGCAGCUGAAAGCGAUGCCCAAGAAGCGAUAGAAAAGAAUACCGAAGAAGCAGUAGCAGAAGAGAAUGACACUGACAUCAAGGAGCAAAGGGAACUAGCGAUACAGGGGUUGGUGGCCAUUGAAAAGUGUUUUGCCGAAGUUCGUGAUAAGCUAUAUGACGAUAAGCUAUCCUUGCUUGAAAAGGAACUACAGUUGUGUUUGGAUGGGUCACAUCCCGAAUUAUCGAAAAUUUAUCAAAAAAUCAAUGGAUUUUAUCAGGAUAGUUUAAAUUUGGCCAACGCAAACUUAACUUAUAGGCUAAAAUGUAUUGAUAGAGAAACUGUGGCUACGCGCACAUCAAUUCACCAAAACUAUCUUCGAAACAUCAUGGACACAAAGAAUGCAAUGAUAACAGAGACAACGUCAAUGUGGUACAAGAUCAACAAGGAAAGAAAUCAAUUGGACCAAAUCGUUCCCGAUUUCAACUUUUCGGCAAUACCGCCGUCUAUUUUGGCACAGGAAGAAUCGGCGAUUUUGACACCUGGUAAUGUAGUUGACGCCAUGGGAACGGUGGCACCAAAGAUGAAGAAAGCGAUCAGGCAAAGUGCAAUUGUUGAGUUGGUUCAACAACGAAAUAAUUUGAACGAACAGUUGGGAAUAUUGAAUGGAUUAGUGAAAUUCCAUGGGUUCCCCUCUGCGAUAACUUCGUCCAUUAGUCAGGAGGAUGUAGCGACUCAGGAGUUGCUUUUGAGGAAAGCUAGCGAAGAAGAGAUAAAUGAGGACCUCAGGGCGAUGGGUGUACGGACAUAG
Lodderomyces theae is the source of this 1902-nucleotide messenger RNA. Its product is annotated as Rpd3L histone deacetylase complex subunit. The coding region runs from base 1 to 1902 and encodes 633 amino acids. Gene Ontology annotation, biological process: negative regulation of transcription by RNA polymerase II. Gene Ontology annotation, molecular function: histone deacetylase binding. The record is from RefSeq and is a predicted model, not a curated record. Lineage: Eukaryota; Fungi; Ascomycota; Pichiomycetes; Serinales; Debaryomycetaceae. Gene Ontology annotation, cellular component: Sin3-type complex. The transcript has a single exon.